AGAAUCAGUGGAUAGCUCACAAAAAGCAACCAGAUCAACAAAGUCAUCCCGAAAAAAAAAAAAGAAAAUUACAUCGAUCAGAAUUGCAGUGUAAGGUUCGAAAUGGAAGUCCUAGACUCGAUCAAACAAGUGUUACGCACGCAGGAAAUGGAGGUCGCAGAAUCCACAAAUCCGCAGGAUGGAAUGGAAGUUUUGCACACGGUCGAAAUGGACCUGACGGAUGCAAAUGAUGUGGCAGACGGAAAGGUUAUGAAGGAAAAAGUCACGUUCUUGGAAAUGAAAACAUUCAAGAGGAACGUCAGUUCGUUAGAGGGCUUGGAAGAGAGCACUGAGCUGGACCCAUUGAAGAUCAUCUGCGUUGGUGAGUUUACAGGCGGGGUUCGAGCAAAGGGCGUUUUUAUCAAAGACUACCUGGGAAUUAAACCUACAGCUAGAAUCCACCCUUUCAACUCCGUAGAUUUCUACUUAAAAAGAGUGAACAGGUUGCGGCUUGGAGACUAUAGAAGUCACUUCUCUAUAGUUCUUCAGCUAUGCGAGAUUUCGGAUAUGGAGCGAUUUUCUGCCAUGACGAAGGUCUUCUUUCAACAUAGCCAGGGUGCACUGGUGUUUUGGGGGCCUCGCAAUCCGUCAUCGCUUGCCAGAGCCGUGCAGUGGAAAGCAAAGAUCGCACAAGAAGUUUAUUCGCCGAUUCCUUGCGUUUUAGUGACGGAGAAUAUUAAAGAUUCACAGUUAAAAUCAGUGGAGUGGAUCGGGCAAGGGAAAAUAUUUGAAAACGAGUUGGCUCUAGAUAGGUUCUGUCGAAGACACGGUUUUGUGGAUCAUUUUGAAAUCAAAUUCCGUGACUGGGAAUCUGGAGAAAAGAGCGUUUUCGGACAAGCUGUGACCUGUGCUCUUGACGAGAUUUUGCAGAACGAACAUAAACAAGACAAAACUUGGAUUUGACUCAAAAAUAACCUGUAUAGAGUGAGCUUUAUUACUACUUAAAACCGAGCGGCUUUUUUGAUUGAGGAUCUUAUCAACUUUCACUUUUUUCCAAGGGAAAAUUUGUUACGAAAUUUUCCUUUGUGGUCUUUUUUGUUAAUCCUACUAUUGUAUAAAUUUGCUUUGUAA
This is a messenger RNA of Porites evermanni, 1110 nucleotides long. Lineage: Eukaryota; Metazoa; Cnidaria; Anthozoa; Scleractinia; Poritidae. The record is from the annotation of a GenBank genome assembly.